Perca flavescens (yellow perch) is the source of this 1928-nucleotide messenger RNA. It is a transcript of the gene as3mt, whose product is annotated as arsenite methyltransferase. Gene Ontology annotation, cellular component: cytosol. Gene Ontology annotation, biological process: toxin metabolic process; arsonoacetate metabolic process. The record is from RefSeq and is a predicted model, not a curated record. Gene Ontology annotation, molecular function: arsenite methyltransferase activity. The transcript is spliced from 11 exons. The coding region runs from base 144 to 1280 and encodes 378 amino acids. Lineage: Eukaryota; Metazoa; Chordata; Actinopteri; Perciformes; Percidae.
UUCAUUAAGUGAAGGACAGGGUGUGCUAUUAAGCAAGAAGUCAACUGUACACUGUUCAUUUUGUUCAGAGAGCAGAACACUGCUGAAAGCUUUCCUAUAACGUUAACCGGUACAAUUUGGGGACUUUGUUAAAACUCAAUGCAAUGGCUGAAGAAAACCGUGCGUGUGCAAAAGGCUUCGUUGAUAGCACCGUUCACGUGGACGUCAAGGAGUAUUAUGGCAAGGUGUUGAAGAACACUGCAGACCUGAAGAGCAACGCCUGUGUAGCUCCAGCCAAGCCCAUCCCUGCCUUCAUCCGCCAGGCUCUGAAGAAAGUACACCCUGACGUCACCGCCAGGUACUACGGCUGUGGGCUGGUGGUGCCAGAGUGCUUGGAGGGCUGCAGGAUUCUGGACCUGGGAAGUGGAAGUGGGAGGGACUGUUACAUGCUAAGUCAGCUUGUGGGUGAGAAGGGCCAUGUCACUGGGAUUGACAUGACUGAGGACCAGCUUGACAUUGCCAGGACAUAUGUGGACUAUCACAUGAAAGAGUUUGGCUACAAGAAGUCCAAUGUCAGCUUUGUCCAGGGCUACAUUGAGGCCCUAACAGAAGCGGGUCUGAAAAAGAGCUCAUUUGAUAUCAUUAUUUCCAACUGUGUGGUGAAUCUCUCUCCAGACAAGAAGCGAGUACUGGCAGAAGCCUACAGUAUGCUCAAGGAUGGUGGUGAGCUGUACUUCAGUGAUGUCUACAGCAGUGGAAUACUAACAGAGGAAAUUAAAAACCACAAAGUGCUGUGGGGUGAGUGUCUUGGUGGAGCACUCUGGUGGAAGGAUCUGCUGCAAUUGGCUGAAGAAGUGGGCUUCAGCCCACCACGGCUGGUUACAGCCAGCAUCAUCACUGUCGACAACAAAGAGCUACAGAAAGUUUUGGGCGACUUCAAGUUUGUCUCUGCCACAUACCGCCUGUUCAAGGUCCCUAAAGGCAACAUUAAGCCCUGUCAGGUCAUAUAUAACGGGGGCAUUACAGGAGUAGAGGACAACUUCCAGUUUGACUGUCAGAACGCAUUCAAGGUGGAUGAAGUGGUGGAGGUUGAUGGAGAGGUGGCCACCAUCUUGACCCAUUCCAGAUUUACGGAGGACUUCACUUUCCAGCCACCGGGAGGUUCCCGUGAGUCCUGUGGAGUUAAACCUAAGGCAGGCAUUGUGGAUCCUUUCGAGCUGGUCCAUCAGCUGGAGAAACAAAGUCCAGGUUCAGCCACAGGGGGAUGCUGCAGCACACAGUCUGCUGCCUGCUGCAAAUGAUGGUGGGAAGAGCACUGAGAAAUAUAGGCCCAGCAUCAUACUGUGUAUGAAUAAUAACAGUAGUUUAAAUCUACUGACUUGAUUAUGCAUGAGGCAGUGUCAUUAUAUUGUGUCUUAUUAUGACGAGGAGCAACUAUAUAGCGAUUUGAGCAAUUGAAAUGAAUCACACAUAAACAUGUCUUAUUGAUGUUCUGUGCACACUUCCCUGUCAAUCUUCUUCAACUUGAAAAACAGAAAAGAUUAACUUAAUUUAUUUGAAUAAUAAUGUUGCAUAAGUAAAAUGACUUUGGCUCCGUAUCAAGGCAAGAUCCAAAUACCCACAAAUUCAAAACCUGUACAUAAUCUUGAACAGUUUUGGUGACUUCUUCUUAUGAGGCUAUUCUUUUUCACAUUUGUCUACAAUCUUAGACAUCUGAAUUUCUAAUCCAUCACAUUCACACCAUCAGAACUUUUUCCACAUUUGCCUUAAUUAAUUACACUACUUCUUAUGUAAUACCUCUAAUGUAAUUGAUUUGUUAGGCAGUAGGUGGGACAGGUUUUGCAUUAGUGUUAGCUUCGCAGGCAUUCUAACUAAUAUCAGCAUUGUUGUGUUCAUUAUUGUGUGUAAUUUCUGUUAUAGGACAAUAAAUAUUGUCAGUCAAUUAACUA